AGGAGUUGGAGGGAAACCAGGAAACAGAACGAGAGAGAGAGAGAGAGAGAGAGAGAGAGAGAAGGGCGGAGAGAAAAGUUAAGAUCUUGUCACAAAUCCCUAAUCGAUCGCUAGCGAACUCUUCGUCUUCCCGAAGGCUUCUUCAUCCGCAUCAUCGUGGAUACCGUCUCCAAAUCCCGAUCGCAUCCCCGAUUCCUCAAACGCUUUUUUAAGAAUCGUUCCAGAAAUUAUCUUUGAUCGAGGAGGGAGUGAUUGGCCGUUGUUCGGGGUUUCUCGUCGCCAACGCGAUUGGUUCGCAUUGGAUUUGGAGUAGGUUUGAUCGUGGGCGGAGUAGGGUUUUACUGUGAUGUCUUUUGAGGAGGAGAGCGGAGGCAUGAGGAAGAGGAAAGGAAGCAGGGAGGUCGACGAGAAGAGGAGGUUGGGUGUGAGUGAUUGCAAUUCGGAUGAUUGUUUGGCUAAGCAUUGGAGAACGGCUCGUGGUGCGCAGAAAGGAGAGAGGAUGCAUUGUGGUGACAGUUAUGGAGUUGUUUGGGAAGAGAAAAAUAGGAAGAAUGUUUUGAGGGCUCAUGUUGCGAAGCCAUGUGAAGUUCUGGAUUCUGAUGAAACGAUCAAGUCGGAUUUGGAGGGGAAGAGCAGUAGAAAACCAGCUGUUGCUCAACUUUCUGCAAAGAAAACGAGAAGGGAGAGGAUAGGAGAAGUUAACAACAUUUUUGCUGUUGAUAAUAAUUUGCAUACUGACAUUACUCGACAUGAAAAUGAUGUUCUCAGGGUGCAAGGAAAAGGCGGUGUCUUGAGGGUCUUCCUCAAUAAGAAAGCUGAUGGACUUGAGAAUUUCUGUGCCAAAGAUUUUUAUGAGCAAAGAUCAAAGACUCUGGGCUUUCCAGUGGUUUCUACUCAUGAAAUGCUGAAUCCAACAACCCUUUCUGCAGACACACAAUCACUUGAAAGAUCAUGCGCAGGAACUAUAUUGAGAGAGACAAACACUGAUAUAACUUUGGAAAGCAGAUCCGGUGAACAAAUGAGAGAGUUGGAGAUUUCACUGCCAAAAAGAGGAAAAAAGAGAACAAAUAUGCAAAACAAUAAGACUGACACUAAAUUAAGGGAUUUUUCCAAUUCAAAAAUUCAUAAAAGGGAACUGAAAGAUCAGUUAAAAGAAAUACUUAUAAAUGCCGGUUGGAGGAUAGAUCUAAGGCCAAGGAAAGGCAGCAAGUAUGUAGAUUCUGUUUACAUACCUCCUAAAGGACGAGGUAGUUAUUGGUCAAUCACAAAGGCUUAUGCUGUGUAUCAGGAAGAACUGAAUAGAGAAAACAAUGGGACGAGUGAGGGCCCUGCAAGGCUGUCUAAAGCAUUUCUUGGUAGUGACUAUAAUAUACCUAUAGAUUCCCUAAAUGUACUGAAGAGGAAUAUUGUUAACAAGAGAAAAAGGAAGGAAGCGCUAGAAGAAGCCCAAAGUGGUCAAAAGAAGAAAUCAGAGGAAAGGUUUGACAAUAGGAGGCAACCUAGUGUUACGGAAACUACAGAGAUGUCUGACGGAAUCACAGACAGAAUAAACAUAAACAGCUCUACAGAUUUAGACACAAAAACAAUAGUUAGUUCCAUAGCUCAUAAUCACUUCCAAAUAGGAAAAAGCAAACAUAGAGUGUGUGCUCUAUUAGCUCGUGGCAGCAAUCAGGAUGCAGAAACUGAAGACGAUGGUUUUGUUCCGUAUAAAUGGAAGAGGACAGUUUUCUCAUGGAUGAUAGAUCUUGGAAUCCUGUCUAUAAAUGAAAAAAUAAAAUACAUGAACAAGAGGAGAAAUGAAACAAAAUUGAGAGGCUGGAUAACAAGAGAGGGCAUUAGGUGCAGCUGUUGUACUAAAAUUGUUACUGCAUCUAAGUUUGAGCUUCAUGCUGGGAGCAGACUUCUUCAGCCAUCACUAUAUAUAUAUUUGGAAGAUAGAGGUGUCUCCCUCUUGCAGUGUCAAUUAGAAGCAUGGAAAAAACAUGAACAGUCAGGCCAUCAAGGAUUUUGUAGUGUUGAUGUAAGUAGUGAUCAACCCAAUGAUGACUUCUGUGCAAUGUGUGGUGGCAGCGGUGAUUUGAUCUGUUGUGAUAAUUGCCCUUCAACAUCCCAUGUCAGUUGUUUGGGUUUGGAGGUGGGUUAA
Zingiber officinale is the source of this 2143-nucleotide messenger RNA. RefSeq lists its product as uncharacterized. Lineage: Eukaryota; Viridiplantae; Streptophyta; Magnoliopsida; Zingiberales; Zingiberaceae. Gene Ontology annotation, biological process: negative regulation of DNA-templated transcription. Bases 347 to 2143 code for a protein of 598 amino acids. The record is from RefSeq and is a predicted model, not a curated record. Gene Ontology annotation, molecular function: transcription corepressor activity. The transcript is spliced from 2 exons.